Molecule: messenger RNA, 1406 nt
Organism: Anopheles aquasalis
Lineage: Eukaryota; Metazoa; Arthropoda; Insecta; Diptera; Culicidae
Product: zinc finger protein 256-like
Cellular component (GO): nucleus
Molecular function (GO): zinc ion binding
Source: RefSeq, a predicted model, not a curated record
GUAAACUUAUUCGGCGCUCGUUCUAACGAUGGAGGUUUUAGGUGAAAUUAGUAACUUUUGUCGCUUUUGUCUGAGCCAGGAGUGCGAAUCCUUAAUGCCACUAUCCAGCGCCAUCGAAAGCCUAUCUUUUUCGUUGCAAGAUAUACAGGAAACGACCGGUAUUUCGAUUCUGGAAAGCGAAACCACAUGCCUUACAGUCUGUUCAAAAUGCAGCAACCGUAUUGAACUCGCAGUGGAUUUUCGUCGUUCCUGCCUAAACGCAAACAUUCUGUUUAUGCAGCUUUUCGGUCCUAUUGAUAAACUUAGCUCAUCCGACAUCGCGGAAGAGAAUCUUGAGGUCGCAUACGCAAAGAACGACCCUUUGAACAUCGAGAUUAUUCUGAAAAACGAACCGACCGAUGAAAACACCUAUGAAGUGCACGAUGAACCAGCAUUACUGAAAGAAGAAUCACAAGAGCUGAUAGAAGAGCCAACAAACAACGAACAGGAUGAUUUUGAAGAUGUAACCAUCCGUUCCGAAGAUCUUCCAAAAGUCUCCACCAACACACUAAGAUCGAAAAGAAAUACGCGGGUGAACACUACCGCAUCGACUCGAAGAAUGGCGAAAUCAAAAGAAGAGGUAGCGGAAUGCGACAACUCAAACAAACCAAUGAAACGAAACAAAUCCGGAAGGCACAGAAAACGAUUAUGCGGUAUUUGUGGUGCACUAGUUUUCAACAUGGUCGACCACAUUCGAUCGCAUACCAAAGAAAACAUGCUUCAAUGCCCACACUGCCCCGUACAGAUGGCUAAUGGUGCCAACCUAUUAAGGCACGUGCAAACGGUACACGAGAAAAUAAUAGUGAAGUCUUGUGAGCCGUGUGGAAAAGGGUUCACCACAGACAACGCCUACAAAUCGCACAUGCGAACCCACCACAAUAUUGGUGAGCAGUACCAGUGUGAAAUCUGUCUUAAAAUAUUCAACCAUGCUUCGAACCGCCGAGAUCAUAUAAAGCGAAUACAUACGAGUGAAUUGAAGUAUGAAUGCCAGAUAUGCCAGAAAAAAUUCAAGCACACGAACAGUCUGAAACGACAUGGAAGGGUGCACUCUACCAACGCUCCCUACGCCUGUAGCCAGUGUCCAAAGCGAUUCAAGUCUUCGUGUACGAAAAGAAAGCAUGAAAUUACACACAGUGGCAUCGAUUUCCCGUGUACAAUCUGCCCCAAGGUGUACCGGUACAAGAGCCUACUCAGCAUGCAUUACCGGAAAUGCCACCCAGCGGAGUGUAGCCGCGAAUUAGCCUAAAAAACCGUCCUCAAAUGCUACCAAGCAUUAUUGUGAUGAAUGAUAUGUACCUCAAACACACAAGGUAUCGAACGCAGUUUCGAUAGGAAUAGAUAAGCUGUUAUCUAUUGGUAAAGCAAAU